Aureobasidium melanogenum CBS 110374 is the source of this 324-nucleotide messenger RNA. RefSeq lists its product as uncharacterized. Bases 1 to 324 code for a protein of 107 amino acids. The record is from RefSeq and is a predicted model, not a curated record. The transcript has a single exon. NCBI's taxonomy places the organism in Eukaryota, Fungi, Ascomycota, Dothideomycetes, Dothideales, Saccotheciaceae.
AUGGGCAAACUACACAAUAGACGUCGAACCAGACUGAGAGCGAACAAGAGAACUCACCAUCAAGCCCUCGCUAUGCCACCUCUUUCUACUCCACUCAUGCCUGUUCAAAGUGUGUUCGACGACAAUAUGACUUUCGCUUACCAGCAAUCUGCCUUUUGCAAUUCGAAAUACAACAGCCUCCCCUACCACUCGAGCGAGCAGCACGGAACCAGGCACACACAAUACUAUGGUGCCGAGGAGGGCGACGAGUCUGGAGACCUCUGCCCUCUGAUGCUUCAGGUUGUCCUGGACCUCUUUGAUGGAGUCGACUACGAAGACCCAUGA